AAUUGACAAUAAACAUUAUUCGGUGAUUACAACUUCAAAUAACUUAAUUUUUUUAUUUUGUAAUGCCUGAUAAUCGUAUAACUGCAAGUCGUUAUUUUUAAAAAUAUUUUUUGUUAUUAUUGAAUUUUUGAGUAUUUUCUACCUGGUAUUUUCUAUUGUAAAUCUUAAAAAUGUCUGAAAAAAGAGAACAUGAAGAGGAUGAUGAAAAAAGUAAUUCCUCUGAAGAUGACUAUGUUGGGCCCAGUAUAUCUGAAGCUAUAGAAGCCCCCGAAAAAAAGAAAAAGAAAAUUUUGAAGUAUGAACAUUUAUAUCUAGAAAAUAUGCCUACGUGUGAUACAUAUGAGAAAAGCUAUAUGCAUCGUGAUGUAAUUACACAUAUUGUUAUGACAAAAACUGAUUUUCUGAUAACAGCAAGUUGUGAUGGACAUGUUAAAUUUUGGAAAAAAUCUGAAGAAUUAAUUGAAUUUGUAAAACAUUUUCGUAGUCAUCUUACUCCUAUUAUAGAUCUAGCAGAUAACUAUAAUGGUACUCUUAUGUGUACCGUUUCAACAGAUCAAACUGUUAAAGUGUUUGAUGUUAUUAAUUUUGAUAUGAUAAAUAUAAUACAAUUAGAGCAUAUUCCACAAAAUGCUAGUUGGGUUCAUUCAAAAGGUGAUCCGAUUCAUACGCUUGCAGUGAGUAGUUCCACUGAACCUAAAAUAUUUAUUUAUGAUGGCAAAGGUACAAAUAUUCCAUUGCAUGUUAUUGAAAAAACGCACUCUAAAUCUAUUGUUUUUAUAAAGUUUAAUCCUGUUUUUGAAGUAGCAGUAUCAGCUGAUAAAAGUGGUAUCCUUGAAUAUUGGUCAGGACCCAAAAGUGAUUAUCAAUUUCCAAAAUGUAUUCAAUUUGAUUCUAAACUCGAUACAGAUUUAUUUGAAUUUGUUAGGCAUAAAACUUAUCCAUCAAGUUUAUGCUUUUCUAAUGAUGGGUUAAAAUUUGCAACUAUAUCACCUGAUCGCAAAGUUCGAGUUUUUCAUUUUUUAAGUGGAAAACUUUAUAGAACAUAUGAUGAGGCCUUAAGUCGAUUUAAUGAACUCCAACAAAAAAAACCACAAGUUCCAAAUAUUGAGUUUGUUCGUAGAAUGGCUAUCGAACGAGAACUUGAUAAAACAGAAGUUUUACAAUCAGCAAAUUUAUGUUUUGACGAAAGUGGACAUUAUCUUUUUUAUCCAACUAUGUUAGGUGUCAAGGUGGUGAAUACAUUUAAUAACACAUUAGUAAAAAUCAUAGGGAAACCUGAGAAUCUACGAGUAUUAAGAAUCACAUUGUUUCAAGGUAAAGCCAAGAAACCUAAAGCUGCUGUUACAUUGGAAAUGGAAGCCGCUACAAACCCUACAUUAGAAGGAGCUUCAUCAGAUCCUACAUUAUUUUGUACUGCUUAUAAAAAGAAUAGAUUUUACAUGUUUACAAAACGAGAACCAGAAGACAUCAAAAGUAUUGAUACUGAUAGGGAUGUUUUCAAUGAGAGACCUUCAAAAGAAGAUAUUAUAUCGUCUACUGAAGCGGCAUCUAUCCAACGACUUUAUGACACUGCUACUAUACACACUGUUUAUGGUGAUAUUCAAUUAGCAUUGUUUAAAGAAUGUCAAAAAACGGUAGAGAACUUUUGUGUCCACAGUAAGAAUGGGUAUUAUAAUGGAAAUAUUUUUCAUAGGGUUAUCAAAGGAUUUAUGAUACAGACUGGAGAUCCAACUGGUACUGGUUUGGGUGGAGAAAGCAUUUGGGGUGGUGAAUUUGAAGAUGAAAUUCGACCACAUUUAAAACAUGAUAGACCUUAUACAUUGAGUAUGGCCAAUGCAGGGCCUGGUACUAAUGGAAGCCAAUUCUUCAUCACAUUAAUACCUACACCUUGGUUAGAUAAUAAGCAUACCGUGUUUGGACGUGUCACUAAAGGAAUGGAAGUUGUUCAAACAAUUUGCAGUGCUAAAACACAUCCAAAAACUGAUAAACCUUAUGAUGAUAUUCAAAUUAUUAAUAUAAGUUUAAAAUAAUCAUGAAGUAUAAUUUUAUAAAAGAUUUUUGUAAAUAUCAAUUUAUAGUGUGACAUUUAAUAAGAUUAAUGUUUUUAAAUUUAAA
This is a messenger RNA of Daktulosphaira vitifoliae (grape phylloxera), 2115 nucleotides long. Its product is annotated as peptidylprolyl isomerase domain and WD repeat-containing protein 1. Gene Ontology annotation, molecular function: protein binding; peptidyl-prolyl cis-trans isomerase activity. The coding region runs from base 171 to 2030 and encodes 619 amino acids. The transcript has 13 exons. NCBI's taxonomy places the organism in Eukaryota, Metazoa, Arthropoda, Insecta, Hemiptera, Phylloxeridae. Gene Ontology annotation, biological process: protein folding; protein peptidyl-prolyl isomerization. The record is from RefSeq and is a predicted model, not a curated record.